Messenger RNA from Stylophora pistillata, 5668 nucleotides. RefSeq names its product adhesion G protein-coupled receptor G4. Gene Ontology annotation, biological process: G protein-coupled receptor signaling pathway; cell surface receptor signaling pathway. Gene Ontology annotation, molecular function: G protein-coupled receptor activity. The record is from RefSeq and is a predicted model, not a curated record. Lineage: Eukaryota; Metazoa; Cnidaria; Anthozoa; Scleractinia; Pocilloporidae. Gene Ontology annotation, cellular component: membrane.
AGUGUACCAGACGAUGAAGUUUCCCAAAAGCUUACAAACUGUAUCAACACUCUAUCUAACUACAAGCAAUUUUUAGACGCAAAUACUCCAAAAAUAAAGGAAGGAAGUGUGACUCACUCCAAAUACAAUUUAUCGACGAUAUCAAAUAAGACAUCAUGUUGUGGUGGGGAUAUACCACCGCCCUGCUGUGGCGUGGGCUCAAUACAGAUUAACAGCACCAAAUGUGGAUGCCUGCCUGGUUUUAAAUUCGUUCCCGGUAGUUUAUGUGUCCGUUGUCCGUCUGACACUUAUCAGAACAAGCAAGGUCAAAGGUCAUGCAAAAAGUGUCCAGGAAGGAAACAGACAUUUGGAAAAACAGGAAUAACAAGUGAAUCCAAUUGCUCAGACACAAAUCCAUUACAGCUUAGUGACCAAGUCGUUUACCUACCUUAUGACAUCGAAUCUGAAACUCUUGUCACGAAUGUUACUGUCACGGGGCGCUUGGAGUCUUUGGUUCAACCGUUGUUGUUUUACAUGGAGGAUGUCACACAACAACAGCUGUCACGCAGAGAGUCAAAGCGGAAACGGCGUGACAUUGACGACUUUUGUGAAGGUGCCGGAACCAUUGGGCCAUUGAGUUAUUUCUGUGUUCACCGUCUGACUGGGGGAAUAGAAGUCACGGACGAGUUUAAAUUUGAAAAUGGCGACGAGUUUGAAAUAAAAAUUCGCGUCACAGACAGCGAUCAGUGGGGAAAAACUGAAAACACUGCCAGUAUCAAAUUCAUUUCACGCGAUAAUUGUAAAGAAAUUCGAGCUCUUUAUGAUGAUGCCACCAGGGAAUGUCCAAAGAAUGUUUCUUCACCCAAGGGACGGGAUUCUUGCCCAAGUGAAAAGUGCUUACUGCCUUUAUUCGACUUGCUAAACCGGCUGAACUCAAGUGAGAUAUUACAAAUGGAAUGUUCUUCUGAUCCUCAUGAUCUAGCAAAUGUGGCAAGGAUAUACUCGCAGUGUAUUGGUCCACCAAUUAUUAGCUUGUCCCCAAACCCUCAGACUGUGAAGAGAGGCGCUGAAGUCAUUUUAAAGUGUAACGCUUCCAGUCCUUUGCCUUUGAGCGUCACGUGGUUUAAGAACGGAAUGCCAGUUGGACAAUCGAGUAGCCAUCUAAAGAUUGACAGUUUUGAUAAUGACGAUCAGGGUGACUAUUUCUGCCGCUUCUCGACGUAUUUGACAAGCAGUUCCACUGCACCGGCUUUGGUUACUAUGGAAGAUACUUUUACAUCAAGAGUUUCAUUUCGAAUCGUGAAUAAAAAUUUCAAGAAUGACUUACAGGAUCCGAGAAGCUCGAGCUAUUCAGACAUGCAGAUUGCAAUUGAAAGAAACCUGGACAACUACCUCGAUAGUGGAAACCCUGCGUGGAAAUAUAAAGUCAAACUUGUGAAAUUCAGGGACUCGUUUAAGAAAGUGGGGGUGGACCUGGUGAUUUACAGCCCAGCCAAGAAUGAAGAUAUCGCUCCUUACUACAACAGACUUCAGUCGUUGCUGACUGAUGAGAGUGCUAUGGGUAACAUACUGAAACCCUUGAAGGUCUCACGUAACAGCGUUACCAUAAGGAGUGCAACUCAUUGCCUGCCGAAAGAAACCGGCAAAAAAUCAGUUAGGGGGAUAUUUGAGUGGCAGUUAACUGUGAUUGGUGGAACGUCGUCCCGUGUAAAAUGCCCGUAUGGUCCGCCCGAGGCCAAUGCCACGCGCUCAUGUGGCGGGAAUUUUUUGACUGGUGGUGUGUGGAAGAGCCCGGAUGUGAGCCUUUGCAAAUAUAAGUCUGCCAGAACAAAUAAACUUAACGAUAUCGCAAAGACAAAAGUCGACAAACAGAACGUUGCCAAGGUAACUAAAGAAGUGAAAGUUUUAACGUCAGAGCCAGACGACAUGAACGAAGCCGACGCGGUGCUCAUCGCUGACGUCAUAGAUAGCAUUGUGUUACUGGAUGAUUCACUAAAUGAGACCGCCCAGGACGUGGUCGAAGUUAUCGACAAUGUGAUGAAAAUGAAAAAGAAAGAUUUACAAGAGAGUCAACGAACCAGUAAAGCUUCCGCCAAGUUCAUUCGAGCGUUGGACAAAGUGGCCAGAAAUCUUCCUCUCUCAGAAGGCAAAAACUCCCGGCGUCUUAUCGCUCCAAGUGUUGCCAUCCAAUCAAAUCGUGUGGACCCAAGCUCUUUUACAGGCAUGUCUCUAGCUGUCAAACCACCCGCCGCUGACGCGGACAAACUGACUUCUGACAGCAUGGUUAGUGACGAACUUCCGAUGGCCGACGUCCAAACGUCAAUCUCGUUACCGGAAGUGAUUUUUGAGAGCAAGGCUCCUUCCGGAAAAGCAGUGAAGAUUGGUUUUGUGAUUUACCAGAAUGACAAAUUUUUCCAACCGGUUUUGCCGGUUGAUGAAGAAAGUGGACAAGAGAAUUCUUCGCUUGUGAGUCGAGUUAUUUCCAGUAGCGUAAAGGAUAUGACCAUUGAAAACCUUACCAGACCUGUUGAACUGGUUUUUGAGCCUGCAGUUGAAAUUGACGCGACCAACGGAGAGUUUCUAUGUGUAUUUUGGGAUUUUGAUGCCAUGGGGGGACUGGGCAACUGGUCAGAUCGAGGCUGUAGACAAGUGAAGAUCGAGGCAGGCCGAGUUAUGUGUCACUGUGAUCACAUGACGAACUUUGCAGUCCUCUUUUCUGCUGGUGGUCCUAAGAAGCACGCUGAGGAACACGCCAUGGCUCUGUCAAUCAUUUCUUACGUGGGUUGUGCAAUUUCAUUGAUCGGACUUACAUUCACAUUGAUGACGUACGCGUUGUUCAGGAAUUUACGUAAGACUAACCAACAGCCCAUCUUGAUGAGCUUGUGUGUGUCACUCAUGCUGCUUCUGAUCGUGUUUAUCGCGGGCGCAGCGCAGACAGAGAAUAUGGUUGGUUGUCGUAUUGUAGCAGUUUUUCUCCACUAUUUCGCUCUGACGACCGUGAUGUGGAUGGGAGUAGAGGGCUAUAACAUGUACAUGUCUUUUGUGCAAGUGAUGGCCACAUACCAAUCCAAAUUCAUGCUUAAGGCGUCUGCGGUGGCCUGGGGAGUGCCAGCUAUUGCAGUGAUCGUCACAAUCUCCGCUGCAACAAGUUACUAUGGCAACAAAGAUGUGUGUGUACUUUUUGGUGUUCCCUUCCAAGCUGCACAAUUUGCUCCCAUUCUUCUUGUAAUCCUCAUAAACUUCAUUGUUUUCAUCCUGGCUAUUCGUGCGCUUAAUCAUUCUGGUGCUCUGAUCUCUGCGGAGAAAAAAUCCACGUCGCACCAAAGAGCGCGCACCUCCAUCGCAAUUUUACUUCUCUUGGGACUCACAUGGGGCUUUGGAGCCCUGGCUGUUUCAAGUGCACAGUUGAUCUUUGACUACCUGUUUUGCAUAUUCAACUCACUUCAAGGGUUUUUGAUUUUCUACUUUCACUGUUUACGACACCAAGAGGUACGUAGUCAAUGGAAGUGGUUCUUCCUCGGCAAAGGGUUGAAUUUCCGGCCUACGGAGACCGAUUCUCAAACAGGAUACCCUAGGUCGAAUGCCCAGGAAAGGUUUUUGGUUUAUGAACCAUCUUUGUUAUUGCCAACGAAUGGAUCACCUAAGAAGGAGACAGUUACUUCUGUGGUUCGUGGAUCUCCACAGUCGUUCAGUUCACCUCUCGAUGUAAUACCUGCUCAAGUUUGAGCUAAUAUACUUGGUCAGAGGAACUUAAAUUAAACGAUUUUCUGUUAACAAGGACAAUUCGAAAGAUCAACAAUUUCCUUUUCUUCAGAUUACCUUGCCAGAGGAAACUUAGCCUCUGAUAGAGUAGGUCAGGCAAAGAAAACAAAAGCUGUUUCUCUGACAGCUAUAACCACCGUUGGUCGUCCUCCCAUUCUUCGGCUCACCCAGACUUAGAGCCAUGGCACGGGCGAGGGCUACUUUUAGAUAGGCGUACCUUAUGCCCCAAAAGAACUGGGACUCUGUCGCGGGAUGUCUUUGUGGGCCUAUGUCCCAGCUGGGACGAAAAGGGCACAUGUACAGAUUAAUUCUCACUUUUGCGAGGGGGUAAAUUGGAAAAAGGUUAAUUAUUAUUAUUAAUUAGUUCUUACUCGUUGCAAAAAGAACUCAAAAUGAAAGUGUAGCCGCAACCUCGUUCCCAGGGUCUUUCAUCUUGCCGCCCCUGGAGCGAGAGAAGAAAGCGAGAAGAAGAGAGAUCCUGGAACGAGGUUGGUGUAGCCGCUAUUUAUAGUUCAGCCCUGUUCUUUUUCUUUAUUCAUUUGAGAGGAGUAUGUAUAGGGUGUUUUUUUUAAUGUAUACGAAGAGGCUUCUUGAAUAGGGGUACACAUGAUAGAUAAUCAAUGAUCGAUGCAUAGACAUUCUCUCAAAAUGGGAUGAACUGGCCUUAAGUAUGCAAUGCUAGAAACCUUAUAUCAUUGUUGAAUCACACUUCAAUUUUUGUUUAUAUUAAUUUAUUAUCCGAUUUCCCUAUAUCCUAGAACUGUCACACGGACAAUUUGUGUCAGGGACAAUUCAGUAUUUAUCAUAGGGGAGGGGAGAAGGGUGAGUUUGGAGGAUUUAAGGGGGGUCGGAUCACAUGGUUUUUAGAAGGAACGGAGGGGUCUUCAUUUGUCAUGGUGCAAUUAAACGUCCUUUAAUUCUAAAUCGUGUCCUUACAUGUGGUACCGAAAAGUGAUCGAAAAAUUAAGAUUUUAAAAUUAUUAUAGGGAAGGUACUAAAAAGGACUGAAUUCUAAAUACUGUGUUCAAGGUUUCGGAAGUAAUAACCUUCCAAAAUUAGCAACAACAUUUCGUUGUUCUUCAAUGACCCAAAAUGUUACGUUCCCUUCAAAAGUUACAAACCAUUCCUCAGGAAAAUCUUCCUUUCAGAAGCAACGGAAAAAAUACGAGGAAAUCCCACAAUUUUACCCACAUCCACUGAAUACUGCACCUAACGCGAGUGUCUACAUGACUGUGAAAAUGCUCCUCAUUGAUUUUGAAAAAAACGAAAAUCAUUCCUUAAAUAGAUGUAACGAAAAGUGAUCUUGAUAUUGAAACUUAAUUUACCCAAACUGAAAGCCCAAAUAUCGAAAAGCUUUAGUUAAAGUCAUCAAGUUCUGUUUUUAUUUUCCAGCUAUAGUCUAUAGUCCUUGUCUCUUUUGAAAAUCCCUUUUUCUCGUUACCAAGAUACUUUGGGCCGUUCCUUUGGUCAAAACUAUCGAGUAAGAACAGGGCCAUCAAGAUUUAAAGCAAAUCUCAGGAGGCAGGAUCUGGCUACAUCAAUCACUGAUGGCAGCUGCAUUAACUGUCACCUUUGUAAUUCUUAAUCAACGGGAGCUUAAUUGUUAUUUUAUGAUAAUUGUCAAGUAUCAAUUAAUUUUAGAAGUAUAGGCAAUUUAACUUAUUGUAAAAAUUUCAUUUUAAUCUAUAUAUUUAUACACCUGUUCUAUAUUUAUACACUUGUACUAAGUAUCUUAGUAUCUUUAGAUUUAUGGGUAAUUUUAAGUGUCCCCGAUUAGCAGACCACUUGUGGUUAGUUAGAAGAUUUGACACGAUAAAUUUACUGACUGACUGUUACUCCAAAGCUAAUUCCAUCGCCUGUAAGUCUUGAAUUUCCAUUAUUUUCAGAAUUUAUUAUAUAUUCUUUGAAAUAUACAGUUUUCAUCUGA